Rosa chinensis is the source of this 1854-nucleotide messenger RNA. Its product is annotated as bZIP transcription factor 46. The transcript is spliced from 5 exons. Gene Ontology annotation, molecular function: DNA-binding transcription factor activity. Gene Ontology annotation, cellular component: nucleus. Gene Ontology annotation, biological process: positive regulation of DNA-templated transcription. NCBI's taxonomy places the organism in Eukaryota, Viridiplantae, Streptophyta, Magnoliopsida, Rosales, Rosaceae. The record is from RefSeq and is a predicted model, not a curated record. The coding region runs from base 163 to 1485 and encodes 440 amino acids.
AAAGGGGGACUGGCGAAAGAGGUGCAGACACUUGGCGCUAGCAGCACAGCCCUAAACGCAAGCACCAAUUUUCAGCAGCCACACACACACGCACGCCAAAGUUCAAAAAUUCCCAAAAAUAGUAACCAGUUAAAAAGAACGGACCCUAUAUUAGUGAGACACAUGGGUGCCAAUAUGAAUUUCAAGGGGUUCAUGACCGAUCUACAAGGCGACGGCGGAGGUCGGCCACCGGUAAACAACAGCAACAGCAACAGCAACAACAACGCCCUGGCGCGGCAGUCGUCGAUCUAUUCCCUCACGUUUGACGAGUUACAGAACACCAUGGGAGGCCCAGGUAAGGACUUUGGGUCCAUGAACAUGGAUGAGCUCUUGAAGAGUAUCUGGACGGCGGAGGAGACUCAGACUGUGCUCCUCCCUACUGGUGGUGUGGUGACCGGUCAAGAUGGGUUUAAUCAGGGCCUGCCUCUGCCUCUGCAGAGACAGGGGUCGUUGACGCUGCCUCGGACGCUGAGCCAGAAGACGGUGGAUGAGGUGUGGAGGAAUUUGUCGUCCAAGGAAGGAAAUGGUGGCCCCGGUGGGUCGAAUGUGGUGCAGAGGCAGCAGACUUUGGGGGAAAUGACGUUGGAGGAGUUCUUGGUCCGAGCUGGGGUUGUGAGAGAAGAUGGUCCCAAUGGUUCGAAGCCGGGCAAUAAUGGGAGUGGCUUUUUCGGAGAGUUGGCUCGGUUUGGGAACAGUACUGGUGGUGGUUUAGGAUUCGGGUUUCAGCAGCCGGAUCGUAGUGUGGGGGUUAUGGGGACUGGUAGGAUUUCGGAGAAUGGUAAUCAGGUUCCGAAUCAGAGUUCCAAUCUGCCACUGAAUGCUAAUGGGGUUAGAAGUCAGCAACAGCAGCAGAUCCAAAUAUUUCCCAAGCAGCAACCUGUGACUUACAGCACUUCACAGAUGGGUAUGGGCCCGAAUUCGCAGCUUGGUAGUCCUGGAAUGAGGGGUGGGAUUUUGGGGAUUGGUGAGCAGGGUAUGAGUAAUGCUCUGGUUCAGAGUCCAGUACUGCAAGGAGGAGGGAUGGGAAUGGUUGGAUUAGGAGGUGGGAAUGGUCGAGUGGCUGCAGUGUCUCCCGCGAAUCAGCUGUCAUCGGAUGGGAUUGGGAAGAGUAAUGGUACCGAUACGUCCUCGGUGUCACCAAUGCCAUAUGUGUUUAACAAUGGUUUUAGGGGAAGGAAAGGCGGGCCUGUGGAGAAAGUUGUUGAGAGGAGACAGAGGAGGAUGAUCAAGAAUAGAGAGUCAGCUGCCAGAUCAAGAGCUCGCAAACAGGCUUACACAAUGGAGUUGGAAGCAGAAGUUGCAAAGCUAAAAGAGGAGAACGAAAACUUGAAGAAAAAACAGGAUGAAAUGAUGGAACUGCAGAAGAAUCAGGAUAUGGAGAUUCAAAAUCUUCAAAGAGGAGGCAAGAGGCGUUGCUUGAGACGAACGCAGACCGGUCCGUGGUAAAGUGCAGGGAUUGGGAUGGGAAAUGCAUUGUGGGGUAGGUGGUGGCUGUACAUAAGGAUCAUGUGUUUUGUGCCGUAGAUUUUUUGAGAGAUUUAGCGUGCUGUAGGUUGAACUUACAUCUAUUUUCUACAUAUGCUUCUCUUUUGAACAGUAUGAGUAGGUAGGUGAGGGGAAGCAAAAUAUGACCAGGGAGAUAUCUUUGAUACAUAUUAUAUAAUAUGUCCAGUUUCCUACAAAUUAGUCGAGACAUGUAUUUUAGCAGCUUCUACCUCGGACCCUUUGCAGUAUCUUUCUUUUGUUAUCCUUUUUCAUAUUGUUAUUUCAAUUUCUUGAACAAUAGAGAUCAUUGUCAUGGAGCAUGUAUUACCA